AUGAGCAUCGGCGCUAGUUUAUGCCUGUACGUCGACGAGUGCCAGGAACGGAGCGACGGGUGCGAGCACUACUGCAGGAACACCGCAGGGUCCUUCGUGUGCUCAUGCCUGCGAGGGUACCGCCUGGUGGAGGGCAGGCGGUGCGAGGCCAUCCCGACCGACCUCGAGCAGGACAACGCCGUCUCUCAGCGCGGGCAAAUCGACGACGUCACGGAGAACGGCCUCCAGAUCCUCGAGGACGACUUCACGGACCUGAAGAAUGACCUGACGGUGGUCGAGACCGAAAGGAGCUGGACAGUGGACGAGAAGGGGACAUGGAGGAUCGAGGGGGACAGGGCCUCGGAAGGACGAGGAAAGACCACUGGCGGGGACGACCGCCGACGGGGCCCGGGCGAAGGAGAGGGCCGAGGAGAGGGCCACAGAGAGGGCCAGGACGCCGUCGACGACAGGAGAUGGAAGUUGGACGAAGAGCAGCACUGGGAGACCGGGGGACAUGGGCCUCCCAGACCAGGCGGAGGCAAGGGCAACGAGGACGAGUCGAGAUAUAACAACGUCGACAGAGAUGGAAGAUGGAGGAUAGACGAGGAAAGGAGAUGGCGAUUGGAGGAGGAGAGGAGGUGGGGAAUAGAUGGAGGACGAGACCAGUGGAGAGGAGAGACGGAAGAGAAAGGGGAAAAGGUAAAAGGUGGAAGAAAAUGGAGAGUCGACGAAGAGCUUUACACAAGAAUUGAUGAAAAAAUGAAGUGGGGAGAGGAUGGAAUCAGUCCCGAGGAAGACGGUGGAAUUAAGGAACCAGGAGAAGCUAACAUAUUUGAAAGACCUGGUAGACCUGGCGAAGGAGGAGUUACACGACCAGGCGAAGGAAACGGUUUCAGACGACCUGGCGAAGGAGACGGUUUCACACCACCUGGCGAAGGAGACGGUUACAGACCACCUGGCGAAGGAGACGGUUUCAGACGACCUGGCGAAGGAGACGGUUUCAGACGACCUGGCGAAGGGGACGGUUUCAGACGACCUGGCGAAGGAGACGGUUUCAGACGACCUGGCGAAGGAGACGGUUACAGACCACCUGGCGAAGGAGACGGUUUCAGACGACCUGGCGAAGGAGACGGUUUCAGACGACCUGGCGAAGGAGACGGUUUCAGACGACCUGGCGAAGGGGACGGUUUCAGACGACCUGGCGAAGGAGACGGUUUCAGACGACCUGGCGAAGGAGACGGUAUCAGACGACCCGGGGAAGGAAACGGAAUUAGGAGACCUGAAGAGGGUGGUGAGACUGGAAUACCAGGAGAAGGGGGAACAGGAGUUGCUAGACCAGGAGAAGGAGGUGACUUCGGAAUACCAGGAGAAGGAUUCGGGAGACCAGGAGAAAGAGGAGAUAGUAGACCACGAGAAAAGGACGGCUUAGGAAGACCUGGAGAAGGCGGAGGAGUGAAAAGACCAGGAGAAGGGGACGUAUUUGGAAGACCUGGUAGACCUGGAGAAGGAGAUGGGUUCGUAAGACCUGGACAAGGAUUUGGAAGACCUAGAGAUGGUAGACCAGGAGAAGGAGACGGCUUCGGACGACCCGGAGGAGGAGUGAAAAGACCUGGAGAGGGAGGAGGUUUGGGGAGACCAGGAGAAGGUGGAGGAAUUGGAAGACCUGGAGAAGGAGACAGUUUUGGGAGACCUGGUAGACCCGGAGAAGAUGUUCUCAGACAACCUGGGGAAGGAGACGUUUUUGGAAGACCUGGUAGACCUGGAGAAGGUGACGGCUUCAUAAUACCAGGAGAAGGAGGAGUGAAAAGACCGGGAGAAGGAAGUGGACCCAGACGACCUGGAGAAGAAGGAUUCGGAGAAGGAGACAUAUUUGGAAAACCUGUUAGACCUGGAGAAGGAGGAGGAUUGAAUAGACCUGGAGGGGGAGGAGGAUUAGGAAGACCAGGAGAAGAAGACGGCUUCAGACGACCUGGCGAAGGCGGAGUUACAAGACCUGGCGAAGGCGGCGUCACAAGACCUGGAGAAGGAGACAUUUUUAGAAGACCUGGGAGACCUGGAGAGGGAGACGACUUCGGAAAACCGGGAGACCGAGGAGACUCAGACAAAAGACCCGGAGGAGACACGUGGAGAGUAGACGAAGAGAGGAGAUGGAGGCUAGAGGAAGAGAGGAGAUGGGGAGUGGACGAAGAGGAGGAGAAGAAAAUACGAGAAGACGUUUCCACGAGCCGCGACGGUGAACAGGAUAGGGACCUCGUGACGGUGAUCGAACACGACACCAAUAUCACCAACACUGUGAUACACGGCUGCUCAAGGGGUUUCUUCGGGCCCGGUUGCCGGUCCUCGUGCGCCGAGUGCCCCGGCAGGUGCACGGACAGGGGGUGCGUGUGUCCCCCGGGGAGGACGGGGCGCACCUGCCAAGAGCCCUGUCCCGAGGGGUCCUUCGGCCAAGACUGCAAGCAGGCGUGUCAGUGUGAGAACGGAGGCUCGUGUGAUGCGGAAACGGGCGCGUGCAUUUGUCCGCCAGGUGUCGUGGGGGACCGCUGUGAGGAUGGCUGUCCCGCAGGCUUCUUCGGACAAACAUGCCGACGUCGCUGCCCCAUCAAAUGCCCCAACUUGCGGUGCAAUCGGAUCUUCGGGUUCUGCGAGUGUGACCCGGGGCGAUUAGGACCCAAGUGCAACAUGCCAUGCCCGGAUAUGACGUGGGGGGCCAACUGUCGCCAUCAGUGCCAGUGCCGCGUCCAGAGCACUCGUCUCUGCAGGCCGGAGGACGGCAAGUGUGAGUGCCAACCCGGAUAUACAGGAGCCAACUGCUCUGACCUCUGUCCUCCGGGGCGCUGGGGAGCCGACUGCGAGAACACCUGUGCUUGCGAUGACGGAAGCAGGUGUGAUCACGUGACGGGUGCUUGCCUUCAGGAGUGUCCAGCUGGCUUCACGGGACCCAACUGCGAGCGGCCUUGCGGCGAGGGCACCUUCGGACCCGGAUGUAAAAGGGUGUGCCAGUGCGGGUCUCGGCCCUGCGACCCGGCCACGGGGGAGUGCCGCUGCGCCCCGGGUUUCCACGGCGAGAGCUGCCUUCAGCCUUGUCCUGAAGGUCUGUGGGGCGUGGACUGCCUGCAGAAGUGUGAGUGUGAAGGCAACAGUACCUGCGAUCGCGUGACGGGAGCCUGUCAGUGUCCCCGUGGAUCUACUGGAGACGCGUGCGAGAGACAGUGCAGGCCCGGGCGGUGGGGAGAAGGUUGCAGGCAGUCUUGCAGAUGUCUCAACGGUGCAACAUGUGAUCCUGUGACUGGCAAGUGCAUAUGCGGCGCCGGCUUCACGGGUCCCUACUGCGGCCGCCAGUGCCCUCCUGGACGGCAUGGCCACGAUUGCGCUCACGUGUGCCAGUGCCCGGGCGGGGGCCAGUGCCACCGCGUUACCGGGCACUGUUCCUGCCCGCCGGGUAGGACUGGACAGAAGUGCCGGGAAACGUGUCCGGAAGGCGUGUACGGCGUGGACUGCGCCAUGAGCUGUAGGUGCGAGAACAACGCCACGUGCGACCCCGUGUCCGGCGCCUGCACGUGUACCCCGGGAUGGCAAGGCAGGUUCUGCUCCGAGCCAUGCCCCGCGGGCUUCUGGGGCCGUGAGUGCCGCCGCGUGUGCGAGUGUGGCACUGGGACCUGCGAGCCUACCACGGGGGACUGCAUCUGCCCACCGGGGGAGGAGUGUGACAGGGCGUGCCCGCCCGACCGCUGGGGCCCCACCUGCGAGAACAUCUGCCUCUGCCACAACGGAGGCACCUGCGACCGCGUUUCCGGCCUGUGCAUGUGUCCUCCUGGCUACACCGGUGCUACGUGUCAAGAGAGGUGUCCCCCGGGAAGUUUCGGCGAGAAGUGUCAGUUCUCCUGCUUGUGUCAGAACGGUGCCACCUGCAUGCAUGACACUGGCGCUUGCGUUUGUCCUCCCGGUUAUAGAGGCACCUACUGCGAGGAAGGAUGUGAUGACGGCAGCUACGGGCCAGCGUGUCUCCUGAAGUGUGCCUGCCAACGGGGUGGAGAGUGCGACCCCGUGACAGGAGCGUGCGCUUGCCCCCCGGGAUGGCAUGGGGAAAAGUGUGACAAGCCGUGUCCGCAGGGUCUGUGGGGACAAGACUGCAAUAACAUGUGUAAUUGCAAGCACGGAGGUUCCUGUCACCAUGUCACAGGAGUGUGCCAGUGCCCAUCUGGCUACACCGGGGAAAACUGUCAAGAUAUUUGUCCACGAGGAUUUUAUGGGAAGGACUGUAAUCAGCGUUGUACCUGUGCCAGGAAUCAGCCGUGCCAUCACAUUACGGGUGCCUGCAAGUGCCCGCCUGGACGUAUGGGGGCACAGUGCCAUGACUUCUGCCCCGAAGGAAGAUGGGGGGAGCAGUGCCAAGAGGAGUGCCAAUGCAAGGGCUCUUCCCUCUGCGACCCCGUCACCGGCACCUGCGUGUGUCCCCCAGGUACUCGAGGCCGGAAGUGUGGCAAAGGCUGUCCUCCAGGUUUUUAUGGCAUCGAUUGCAAGGAGAAAUGCGAGUGUGAGAACGGAGGUCGAUGUAACUCGACGACUGGGGCUUGUGAGUGCCCCGAGGGUUUCUACGGUCCCACGUGCUCCCUUCCCUGCCCUGACGGUACAUACAGCACCCACUGUAACCAGACGUGUGAGUGCGAACACGGCGGUGUCUGUACCAGGAGCGGUCAGUGCAGAUGCCCGGCAGGGUACGUUGGAUCCAAGUGCGAGAACCGCUGCCCGGCCGACAAAUGGGGCUUGCAGUGUGCCAACGAGUGCCAGUGCCAAAACGAUGCCAUUUGCCAUCCAGCGACGGGCGAAUGUCAGUGCGGGCUGGGCUGGACCGGACCCAACUGCACCCUCCCCUGUCCCGCUGGUCACUACGGCCCCGACUGCCAGCUGGACUGCGCCUGCCACCACAACGCCACCUGCGAUCGGUUCAGCGGCUGCUGCAUCUGCGGACCGGGAAGAUACGGACGGUAUUGCGAACUCGAGUGCCCUCCUGGAUUCCACGGCGACUAUUGCACGAAAGUCUGUGAGUGUGAGAACGACGCGACGUGCAAUCCGUACACCGGCCAGUGCAUCUGUCCUCCAGGCUUGACGGGUGACACCUGCGCCGAUAGAUGCCCAGAAGGGACGUUCGGCCUCGAGUGCCAAAGCGAGUGCCAGUGCGGCCCCUACCCCUGCCGGAAGGACACGGGGGAGUGCCUGUGUCCUGCUGGCUUCAAGGGACCCGGAUGUGAGAUGCAGUGCGGUCCGGGGCGGUACGGCCUCGGGUGCCAGCAGCAGUGCGAGUGCCGGAAUGGUGCGACCUGUGACCCGGCGACAGGACAGUGCACCUGUCCGCCGGGCUGGAUCGGGCCAACGUGUCAGGAGAAAGACCUGUCGGUGUUCACCACACACCCCGACCACCGGGACCGCUCUGACAUCCCCGUGGAAGACAGCUGAGACCCCCCCCCCCAUCCGCCUCGUCAGCUCCCGUCGAAACACAGAAAUUACGCCACAUCUCCAUACUUUCUGCGUCGGAAAUCUAGGUCACGUGAUGUUAAGACGUGAGCCUCUACGUCACAUCACGUCACGCCAUCCCAUGCCUUGUAAACGUCAAGCCAAUGCACGCAGAUGGAGCCUGUGACGCGUACGCUUACAAUGCCCUCAUGCAACAGUGCUUGAGCGGAAGGCAGGCAUGGUUGCAAAAGUCUUUUCUCCCAGCCGGUCGUUGCAAGUGUUUUUUACGUACCUUCUGUAAAUAUAGAUAAUUUAUAUAUUUGGGAAAGUUGGUUAUUUGUUAUCGGACGGAAAAGUACUGGAAUCUUGACUAUUCUUUGUGAAGUUAAGGAACUGAAAAGAAGAGCAUGUAUGAUUUUAUGGGGAAAAUAUGAGAAUACGCGCGCGCGCGCGUGUGUGUGCGUGUGUGUGUGUAUGUGUGUGUGUGUGUGUGUGUGUGUGUGUGUGUGUGUGUGUGUAUGUGUGUGUGUGUGUGUGUGUGUGUGUGUGUGUGUGU
Messenger RNA from Penaeus chinensis, 5986 nucleotides. RefSeq names its product multiple epidermal growth factor-like domains protein 6. The record is from RefSeq and is a predicted model, not a curated record. The transcript is spliced from 25 exons. Lineage: Eukaryota; Metazoa; Arthropoda; Malacostraca; Decapoda; Penaeidae. The coding region runs from base 1 to 5433 and encodes 1810 amino acids. Gene Ontology annotation, molecular function: scavenger receptor activity; calcium ion binding.